Calypte anna (Anna's hummingbird) is the source of this 1741-nucleotide messenger RNA. It is a transcript of the gene ARPC5, whose product is annotated as actin related protein 2/3 complex subunit 5. Gene Ontology annotation, biological process: cell migration; Arp2/3 complex-mediated actin nucleation; regulation of actin filament polymerization. Gene Ontology annotation, molecular function: actin filament binding. The transcript has 4 exons. Bases 110 to 565 code for a protein of 151 amino acids. Gene Ontology annotation, cellular component: actin cytoskeleton; Arp2/3 protein complex; cytoplasm. The record is from RefSeq and is a predicted model, not a curated record. NCBI's taxonomy places the organism in Eukaryota, Metazoa, Chordata, Aves, Apodiformes, Trochilidae.
UGCGCGUGCGCCGACGGAGAGGGAGCGGAGCGCGCGUGCGCGGCAGGAUCGGCGUUGGCGGCGGCGGAGCCGGGGAGGGGAAGAGGCGGCGGCGGCGGAGCGGGUGGGGAUGGCGAAGCACACGGUGUCGUCGGCCCGGUUCCGUCGGGUGGAUGUGGACGAGUACGACGAGAACAAGUUCGUGGACGAGGAGGAAGGAGGCGAUGGGCAAGCGGGGCCCGAUGAAGGCGAGGUGGACUCCUGCCUGCGGCAAGGGAACAUGAUGGCUGCACUACAGGCAGCUCUGAAGAACCCUCCUAUCAACACAAAGAACCAGGCUGUGAAGGAUCGUGCAGAAAGUAUUGUCCUGAAGGUCCUCAUCUCUUUCAAAGCCAAUGACAUUGAGAAGGCUGUGCAGUCACUGGACAAGAAUGGUGUUGAUCUGCUGAUGAAAUACAUCUACAAAGGCUUUGAAAGCCCCUCUGACAACAGCAGCACUGUGCUGCUGCAGUGGCAUGAGAAGGCCCUGGCUGCUGGAGGAGUAGGGUCCAUUGUCCGUGUUCUGACUGCCAGGAAGACAGUUUAAGUCCAGCAGUGAGUGGGUUGUCUGCCAGCCAGCUGUGGGGAAUGCUUGUGCAAAACACAACUACCAAAUGCCCUGGCUGCCCCAUGGACAGUGCCUGUCUCUCAGCUUGCCUUCUCUCUCUGCUUUUUUCAUACCUGAAAAAUAAUGCAUAUCAUGAUUUCUUUUCAAAUUCUGGAAAAUGAUGAAGGUGCAAUUUUCUUUCUAGCAGGAAUAUUUGGUACUUGUGAACAUUUCAAGUGACACAUAUGGUGACAUACACAGCUUCAUGUUUAGGAUGACUUGCAUUUGUGUAUAAUCAUGGCAGAUUUGGACCUGCCAUUCUGAGCAAAUACUGAGGGACACAGGUCAGUGUCUGAAUUCUUUUCACUAGCCAAGCAGUGUUUUGAUGUGAGAUCUGUAUUUGGGAAGUGAGGCAGCUAUUAAUACAGGUUAUUGGACCAUGUUUCCUUUGUUCAACCUCUGAACCUACACCAAGAAUAGGACAGAAAACAAAAGCUCCCUUCUGACCCCCAUUAGCAUUCCAGAGAGUCAAAUAUUUCAUUCCUUAAUCUCACAUCUUCCAUUCUGUUCUGGUUCCUUGUGACUGGUCAAAUGCUGAGUCUGCAAGGGGAUGAAAUUAUCUGUCAUGCAGACCAUUUAAAGAAUUUAAAAGGCUGAUGGUCCAUUUACACCAGAGCUCAGCUAAAUGAGCUCUGUUUUGGGGAGCAGAGAUCCUGAAGAGAAGAAAAAGCAGCUUUCACACACCAAAUUAUUUUUCAGCCACUUGAAAGGGAUUUGAUUUUGUAAAGCACAACAAAGUGGCUGCCUGGUGUCAUCUGAAACACACACCAAACCUGCAAAGCUCCUCUGUGUUCUAGAUCCAUAGGGUCUUAAAUGAUACCAGAUUGUUCACACUGAUGUUGCAUUAUGUGUUUGCUAGAAUUGGCUCAAAAAAUAAAAAGGAGUAAUUUAAAAAUAAUUAGGAAAGCCCAGGGCAUUCCAGAACACAGAUCACUGUUGGUUUAGGGCCAGGACUGAAAUACUCAUGUUUUACAUUCACCAUUUUACUGCAGCUCAGUUGUGUAACUGCUGAGGAACUUGAGAAAUCUUUGCUGGUUUUUGAUAUCUGUUUUGGGUUUUUUUUUUUUUUUUUUAAUAAUAAUGAAGACUAAACAAUAAAUUGUCACUGAAUAUUUA